Molecule: messenger RNA, 2149 nt
Organism: Closterium sp. Yama58-4
Lineage: Eukaryota; Viridiplantae; Streptophyta; Zygnematophyceae; Desmidiales; Closteriaceae
Source: the annotation of a GenBank genome assembly
GAAUCUUGAAAGUAACAAGUUAGUGGGCUCAAUCCCGUUGGCCAUAUUCCACCUCACCAAGCUCGCAUUCUUGGACCUUCGAUGGAAUGUGCUCUCAGGCUCCAUUUCCUCAGCGAUUGCCAACCUCACUCGCCUCUCCUACCUGUCACUAGGCGGUAACAGACUCACUGGCGCAAUCCCUUUAUCUCUCUUCCGCCUCACAAAUCUUGCCAUGUUAGAGCUCCGUUGGAAUCAGCUGUCGGGCUCCAUUCCUGCAGCCAUCUCUCACCUCACUGCCCUCUCACGCCUAGAUCUCAGCUUUAACAUCUUUCUGACAGGCUCCAUUCCCCUUGAGAUGAAGAGCCUGACCAAGCUCCAAUUGCUGUACCUUAGCUAUAUGGGUCUAUCAGGCCCCUUUCCCUCCUGGAUCUCUGGUCGCACUAUGCUCAGAAAACUGGAGGCCGCCCACAACAGCAUCAACGGCAGCAUACCAGAGUCCAUCGGCAGUACCAUCAAUCUUCAAGUCUUCUCGGUGUGGAAGAACAACCUGUCAGGCAGCAUUCCCGAGUCCAUUGGCAGCCUCACCAAGCUCAGCAGCCUGGACCUGUCAGACAACCAGCUAGAAGGAACCAUCCCCGAGGGCAUUGGCAACAUGAAGGACAUUCGGAAACUGGAUCUCUCAAACAACCACUUGAGCGGCACUCUCCCCACCACCCUCUCUCGCCUCUCUGGCCUGUUUCAGCUGUUCCUCCAGCGCAACAACCUGAGUGGUGCAUUUCCCCUUUGGAUUGCACAGAUGUCCAGCAUUGGAUGGCUGUACCUGAAUGACAAUAACUUCUCUGGCCCCGUGCCUGCUUCUCUUGGCGGCUCUAAAGGCCUCAUCUUCCUCGAGUUGUCAGGUUCGGGGCUCACGUGCCCGCCGAAUGCGUCCAGCUGUGUGGUUCGGCAGGUCAACUACAGCGCCUUCUGCCAGGACUGCCAUGAAUUCUGUGCCACGUGCACAAGUGAUCAAUUGGGAGGCCAUGUGAGCACACGGGUGGAGAACGUUCUCGUCUACGAGUUCAUCGCCAAUGGCGACCUGCGCGGGUGGAUCGGCCCAGAUACGUCCACAAGUUUGACUCUGCAGCAGCGGGUGGGCAUCCUCUUGGGGGUGGCACGGGGCUUGGAGUAUCUGCACAGCUUUGGCAUCGUGCACCGCGACAUCAAGCCCGCCAACAUCCUCCUUGACGCCCACAUGCAGGCAAAGGUGGCAGACUUUGGUCUUGUGCACGUGGGGGAGGGCACGGCAACAGGGUUCACACGAGUGCUGGGAACGGUGGGCUAUGUGGACCCUGCUUAUACCCUUACUCACAACGCCACCACUACUGCUGACGUUUACAGGUGCGCUCCCCUCGUGCUCUCAGGCGGAACACCCACCAUCAAUGUGAUGAGCGUUGGUGACCAAGAACCGAACUUCGGUGUGCUCAUGCUGGUGAUGCUGUCGGGCAGAGGAGCCACCAUCAGUACGAUGACUGGCAGCGGUCCAGAAGGAUGUGCUGCCCAUGAGCCAAUCUCCAUUUCCAAAUGGGUGUGUUUGCCAAUCAAUUUGCAUGCACACUCAUCAGGGUUCUCUUCAUCUGUUGUGCCCACAGCAUGUGUUCCCCGCCCAUCAUGUCUUUUCCAUCCCCAACCAUGUGCUUCCCGUAUUUCCCGCCCCCUAUCAUGUGUUUCCCGCACCGAACCAUGUCUGCCCUGCCCCAUAUCCCAGGCAACUGAUGUCAUGUCGGAAGGGAAGACAGCACUCCUCAAGGAUCCCCGCAUGGAGGCACCGGAGGACAUCGUCAUUCGCCUUGCCCACCUCGCUGUCACCUGCACCGCCAUGCCCACCGCCUCGCGCCCCUCCAUGUCCAGAGUGGCCCAACACUUGGAAGCUCUACAAGAGGAGGCGGGAGGGGGGGAUGCGAGAGCAAGGGCUGCAGCGAGGGUUGACGAGAAGCUGUCGAGUCAACGGUUGCGAAGAAGCAUGGAGGAGGAUCUUGCGUUGCUGGACAAGCAAGUGAAGCAUGAGGGUGAUUCAGCGGUUUUUGAGGCGCCUCAAAGAUCGCCUUCUGAGGCGCCGCAAAGGUCGCCUUUUGAGGCGCUCCAAGAGGUUACGAAGGAGCAUGGAGGAGGGCCGUGCGUUGCUGAAUGA